Alnus glutinosa is the source of this 1505-nucleotide messenger RNA. RefSeq names its product ATG8-interacting protein 1. The transcript has 3 exons. Gene Ontology annotation, cellular component: intracellular membrane-bounded organelle. Bases 308 to 1252 code for a protein of 314 amino acids. The record is from RefSeq and is a predicted model, not a curated record. Lineage: Eukaryota; Viridiplantae; Streptophyta; Magnoliopsida; Fagales; Betulaceae.
AGUGACCAUAAUCUUGUGUGUAGAAACACGGAAAACCGUGGAGAAGCACGGAAAACCGUGGAUAACUAGACGUCAACCUUACCUACCAUAGCCGGUCAACCCGAUUCCUCUGGUGAGCCAUAAUUACCGGUACCUCCGGUUAGCUGCAUCUCUUAACCAAGAAAUUAUUAUAAGAAUUCAUUCUCUGCGCACUUCGAGACAGUUUCAAGUUUCAACCUCAUCGGAGCGUCGUCGUUGUCAUCCCCGAUAGCCCCUUUUGUGGUAGAUCUCGUCCGAUUAGGGUUCCGUGGGAAAUAAGAACCUGAGGAUGGCAAAUAUUGAGGAGGGAGAGGAACAUACUUCACGUGGGAAUGAAUGGGAAGUUGUGUCACUUACAGCAUCAACAUAUGCUGCUGCUCCUAGCCCAAACGAAGUUGAAAAGGAUGGUGACAAUGGUAAUACUUAUCGAGAGGAUGGUGCAGUGGAAACAUCUCGUGCUUUGUUCAUGUCUGGCCACUUUGUCUUUCCACCCAAUGAACAUGAAAAUUUGCCAUUGGAAACUGACGACAGUGAGAUUCAUAACAAACAAGGAGGUAAGGACGUGGUAUCUGAAUUUGAUGCGGAAGAAGCUGGUAGAUCUAGUGGAAAGGAUGAAGAAAAUUGGACCUUUAAAGGGUUAACUGUACCAGACGAAUUCCCAGGAAUACAGUUUUUUGAUGAGAAGGGUAGUACGUUAUCCAUCCAUGGUAAAGAGUUUCAGGAAGGCACUACUCUCCAAGGAUUAAAUUUGGUUGAAAAAGAGCAAAGUAUAUAUAGUGCUGCAGCAUACGAUUCUUUACACAGUGAAACAGCUCUUGGUGGUUCAACCACAUAUGGAGAGAACAUGGCUGUUCCUGGACUAAAUGAGCAAGGCUUAGAUUUUUCUCCAGAUAUCUCAUUAUCCCCAACACUUGCCAAAGAUGAUAAACAUGAUGGGUCUGACCUUCCUUGUGGAGCUUGGUGGAAGAGAAGAGCUGCUUCCUUAUAUGCUCAUGCAAAAGAAGCAAAUACGUUUUGGUCUAUUUUCAUUGCCGCAGCUGUCAUGGGUCUUGUAUUGCUUGGGCAGCGAUGGCAGCAGGAAAGGUGGCAAGCUCUGCAACUUAAGUGGCAGAUCAGCAUCAAUCAUGAGAGGACGGGCAGAAUGCUGGGUCCCAUAUCUCGACUUAAAGACGUGAUUGUUGGCGGCCACCGACGCGGUUCCGUUAUCAGGGGCAGCUCCUUAAGUGAGAGUUAAGAUGAUGGCGAAAAAUGCUAGAGAGAGAGAGAGAGAGAGAGAGGUUGGAGUUGUGAAAUGUUAGUUUGUUGUUGUGUGGUUCCACCUAUUUUUCUUUUGAGAAGCGACAUGGUAUAUAUGUAAGUUUGAUAUUGUUGUGUAUUUUCUUAAGUUGAUUUGUAUAGCUUUGGGGCGUCAAUACCUCUUCUCAAAAAUUGCGCUGCCGCUACUUAUGAGGGAUAAAGGUAUAAAACAGGACUGCCAGUGUGCUUAA